AUGUUAACUCACCUACAACUACCCACCCUCACAAACGAAGGCAGCGAUUACGAUCUCGAACCCCACCUCGCAGUCCUGCACGAUCUCUUCGCAGGCAAAAUUCACUCCCCAGCAGCCGCCGCCAAACUAGCAUCUGCCGCCUUAGCACUCGACGCCUCCCUCGAGGCCCAACUGGGCCAACCCUGGCAUCUGUUGCUUAAGAUUGCAUGCAAGAACCCAGAACACCAGGAUAAACUCGUUGAUAUUCUCGUGGAUAUGUCCCAUCUCCCGGACGUUACAAGGCCCGGUGACCAUGGACAAGAUGAGCCGUUGAUUGUCCACAGGAAGCAAGUGUGGAAGGACCUGCCGAUGCUGGACUGGGAGAUUCGGCGUCACUGGGAUUACUCGAUUCCGGCCCCAGGCACCAAGCAACCGGAGGAGAGAGAAGCCGCAAUUUCAAGGACGGUGAAUGUGAAUCGCUUUCUCGCCCUUCUCGUCGCAACCGAGGAGCCUAUUUUCGAGUGGGGUUCGUUGUUUGCACUCGCCACGCUCCGGAUUGCGCUUGAAACGCCAUGGAAACAUAUGGCGCCGGAGGAUCCCUUGGCGGCAUGGAUUCCUGCUGCGGCAGCGUGGAUUGAGGUUCUAGGUGCGGAGAUCUAUGAAUGGGAUGAGGAAUAUGAGUCCGGGCGCCUGAUUGGUGCUCCAGGUAGUGGAGGGCCGUUGUGGAAAGGGAAGCACGGCCUUUGUAAGGAGAGGUGGAAGCUUUGGAGGGAUAGAUUUGGCGAGGCUGCAAGGAAGGAAGAUGAAUCUGAGCAUGUCAGGAGGGUUGCAGGGGAGGCGGAGCUGAUGAUGAAAGAGAUUGAAACUGGGCAUGUGGAGUAG
Messenger RNA from Aspergillus pseudoviridinutans, 861 nucleotides. Its product is annotated as DUF3632 domain-containing protein. The coding region runs from base 1 to 861 and encodes 286 amino acids. NCBI's taxonomy places the organism in Eukaryota, Fungi, Ascomycota, Eurotiomycetes, Eurotiales, Aspergillaceae. The transcript has a single exon. The record is from RefSeq and is a predicted model, not a curated record.